CGUUCGUUCCACUGCCCCCUUCUAGUACACUGUACCUGUGUGCUGCGUUACAGCGAAGUGUAGCUGCGUUGUGCGGCCUGCAUUUUGACCAGUUACUCGCCUUAAUAUACGAUACAACAGCCGGUGCUGCUUCGCGAGACCAGGCAGAACCAUGGCUAUGUACAAAGGAGCUGCCAGCGAGGCUGGCCGUGCAAUGCAUCUCAAGAAGAAGCGCGAGAAAGCAUUGGAAGAAUUGGAACUGCGAAAGAAAAAGAUCGAAGAAGAGCUGAAGAUCUCUACGAUGGAGAACAAGUUCGCUGCACAUUACGACGCCGUGGAGCAGCAGCUUAAAUCGAGUACGAUUGGGCUUGUCACCCUUGAUGAAAUGAAGGCUAAGCAAGAGGAUGUAGUGAAAGAACGGGAACGUCAACUAGCACAGCGACAACAAGAACGUGAGCUUCAGCGCCAGCGCGAAAUUCAGAAAAAACGGGAGCAGCAAGAGAGGCAAAGAAGACAGAUUGCUGCACUGUCAUUCAAGCUGGACGACGAGGAGGAAGAAGAGGAGGAGGACGCAGAAGAAAACAACAACUGUGAAGAAGAGAAGGAAGAGAAAGAGGAUUCACCGGAAACAAAGGAUGAGCAGGAUGAAGACGGAGAUGGUGCCGACUACGAACCACCUUCAAAACGAAAGUUGGGCAAAAACCCCGAUGUGGACACCAGCUUCCUUCCAGACAGAGAACGAGAAGAAGAUGAGAAACGGAUCAGAGAAGUGCUUCGCAUGGAGUGGGUACAGAAACAACAGCAACUCAAAAACGAAGACAUUGAGAUCACCUUCAGCUACUGGGACGGCUCGGGCCAUCGAAAAGUGGUGCGCAUGAAGAAAGGGAACAGCAUCUACCAGUUCUUGCAGAAGUGCCUGGAGGUCCUUCGAAAGGAGUUCUACGAGUUACGGGCAGUUACGGCAGACCAGCUGAUGUACGUCAAGGAGGACUUGAUCAUCCCACACCACUACACAUUUUACGACUUCAUCGUCACUAAGGCUCGCGGGAAGAGUGGGCCGCUGUUCGCCUACGAUGCGAGGGAGGAUGUGCGGUUGACCAACGAUGCGUCAAUUGAGAAGGAAGAGUCGCACGCGGGCAAAGUUUUGCUACGCUCGUGGUACGAGAGGAACAAGCACAUCUUCCCGGCGUCCCGAUGGGAGCCUUACGACCCUGCACGCUCGUACGAGCGCUACACAGUGUCUGACAAGAAAAAGUAGCCCUGUGCUGCCAUCCAGCU
This is a messenger RNA of Rhipicephalus sanguineus (brown dog tick), 1257 nucleotides long. RefSeq names its product protein FAM50 homolog. The coding region runs from base 152 to 1237 and encodes 361 amino acids. Gene Ontology annotation, biological process: chromatin organization. The record is from RefSeq and is a predicted model, not a curated record. Gene Ontology annotation, cellular component: nucleus. NCBI's taxonomy places the organism in Eukaryota, Metazoa, Arthropoda, Arachnida, Ixodida, Ixodidae. The transcript has 7 exons.